Molecule: messenger RNA, 18279 nt
Organism: Sus scrofa (pig)
Lineage: Eukaryota; Metazoa; Chordata; Mammalia; Artiodactyla; Suidae
Gene: KYNU
Product: kynureninase
Biological process (GO): NAD+ biosynthetic process
Cellular component (GO): cytoplasm
Molecular function (GO): pyridoxal phosphate binding; kynureninase activity
Source: RefSeq, a predicted model, not a curated record
CUCUAGUGUUUGAAAUAGCAGGAGCAGCAUUUUAUUUAGAUGCCUAUCAGUGACAGGAGACUUGUAAACCAAAUACAUAGAGUGAGAGGAACUAAAGUUAGGUCACAAAUUCCCCAAAGGGUGGAGUCUGAGCAAAAGUGCUUUCAAUUUCUCAGUCAGAAGUCUGACGAUAAAUUUAUAAGGAACUUUGAGAAGUUUUAUUUUCGUUAAAGAAGAGACACGGGAGCUGUGGACCCCACUGGAAUCCUAGCUGAACUCGUAAUGGAAUCUUCACCUCUUGAGUUACCAGCUGACACACUACAACGCAUUGCAUCUGAACUUAGAUGUCACCCAACAGAUGAGAGGGUCGCCCUCCGCCUCGAUGAGGAAGAUGAGAUGAAGCACUUCAGGGAGUGUUUUUAUAUUCCCAAAAAGCAGGAUCUUCCUCCAAUUGAUUUAUCUUUAGUGGAUAAGGAUGAAGAUGCCAUCUAUUUCUUGGGAAAUUCUCUUGGCCUUCAACCAAAAAUGGUUAAAACAUAUCUGGAAGAAGAACUAGAUAAGUGGGCCAAAAUGGGGGCUUACGGUCAUGAAGUAGGGAAACGUCCUUGGAUUAUAGGAGAUGAAGUUAUUUUAGGACUUAUGACUGACAUUGUAGGAGCCAAUGAAAAAGAAAUAGCCCUAAUGAAUGGUCUGACUCUGAAUUUACAUCUUCUACUGUUAUCAUUUUUCAAGCCUACAACCAAACGGUAUAAAAUUCUCCUAGAAGCCAAAGCCUUCCCUUCAGAUCAUUAUGCUGUUGAGUCGCAGCUUCAACUUCAUGGACUUCAGGUUGAGAAAAGUAUGAGGAUAAUAGAACCAAGAGAGGGGGAAGAAACAUUGAGAAUGGAGGAUAUCAUUGAAGUAAUUGAGAAUGAAGGUGACUCAAUUGCCGUGAUCCUGUUCAGUGGGGUGCAUUUUUACACUGGACAGCUCUUUAAUAUACCUGCCAUCACAAAAGCUGGACAAGCAAAGGGUUGUUUUGUUGGCUUUGAUCUAGCACAUGCAGUUGGAAACGUUGAACUCUAUUUACAUGACUGGGGAGUUGAUUUUGCCUGCUGGUGCUCCUACAAGUAUUUAAAUUCAGGAGCAGGAGGUCUUGCUGGUGCCUUUGUCCACGAAAAGCAUGCCUAUACAAUUAAACCUACCAAAUCCCAUUGAUGACAUUUUACCUACAAGGAAUUGGCAAAGGGCAAGCCAGUGCAGGCAGCAGGGAUGUGGUAAGUAAUCUACACACAUUCUAGAGAAUGCAAGUGUUAUCAGUUAAGCUCUGAUUUUACAGCAUCUCUCUUGCACUUUGGAUUUCUUUCACCAUUAUUUGCCUUUCAUGGAUGAGGAACAGGAGAGGGUGAAGGGACUAUAGUGUGCUUACACGUGUCUUAUUUUGUAGACCCAACAUUCUCUAGAGCCAGUAAGUUAACUGUUCAGUCUACACUCCCAGAAGAAAGAUCAUGCAAACAGAUGAGAUUUACAUUUCAGCUUGAUCACAUGCUGGUCCACAAGCUGAAGAAUGUUCCUUGACCUCUCAGUGUUCUAGCCUCUAAAUGAAGAUAACAUCAGCAUCUACCUUAUAGGCAAUUAUGGUGAGAUUAAAAUGGGAUGAUGCAUGUAAAGCACUUAGCACAGACACUGAAGCAUGAUAAGUGAUCCAUAUGUAGGCUAAGUAUUUUGUUGCCUUACUGUGAAGUUCCCUCUUAACUUGUAGAAUUUUGCCUAGUAGAGAUCAUUUCUCUCACACAGGAAAUAUAGCCUUAAAGGUUAUGGCUUGUGACCUUUGAAAUAUGAAACAGUUUUGUACCUAUUGCCAAACUCAGACUGACUCUAUAAGUCUCUAUUCCUUCAAUUCUUUCUUGCACUCUCCUUACCAUCUUACUGGCUCCCUUGCUAAUUAACGAGUUGAAUGAGAUCUUUAUUUGUGUUCACUAUGUUUGUAUGAGGGCUGUACUUUUAGCCUUUUUGAAAAUUAUAUGUUAUUACCCCUUAUUGCAUUUUAAAUAUCUGGCUUUGGAGACAAGAUUCAAAUCAGUCUGACUCAGGAAGCCCUCCUUACAGGAAACCACGGUUAUUGUUAUUUGUUUGUUAUUAAAGUUUCUUUUUAUGGUAUACCAGAGUGACUGCUUCCAGUGGUCCUAACUUCUACCCAAUAGUGGAACAUAACUGCUAUUGACGUUGCAAACUUUUUGAAGUAAACUUUGUCACUUAAAAAAGGGUGACAUCUAGUGGCUAGACACGUGAUUUCAAGUACAUAGUACAAGCAACUUUCUGGCCCAUUCUUUUUUUUUUUUUUAAUCAAGUGUUUUUUAAAAUACAUAUUUAAAUUAUUUUUCUUUUAGAUCAUGUGACUAUACAUUUACAGUGCAAUAGUUGUGUAGUCAAAGCCUUGGAUAAAGAAGUAAGAUAGGAUAGGAUAAAGGUGGAAGUUAAGGUGAGGGGUGUUCUAGGUAUAUGGUUAAACAUAAUGCAUAAAUAUUUAUCAAGGCUGAGAAGGGCAUUACGGGAGUGGUUAUCAUCUCCACCUAAUAUAGAGAAUGAAUCCUGGAAUAUAUAAACCUAUGCUCUAAAAAUUUAAUAUUCAGUAUAUAAUUUUAAAAUACCUUUUCUAUGAUGCUGCCAUUAACAACUGUUAAAAUACAUCCGUACCAAGAAAUUCUACUUCCUUUUUUUCUUUAAACAGGCAUUUUGGCCAUUGUUCAAUACUGAUGACCUAAGACUUUUUUCCAAGAACCCUUUUCCAAUAGAGAGAGUGAGAAGAGGCCAGAGUCAAUCCACUGAAUUAAGCAUUAUAACUCAAGUUAUUAUCCUCAACUAGAACCUGACCUUUUCCUAGUUUAGCAUCCCUUUUUCUCAUUCCAGUGUCAUAUUCUAAACCUUGUCUGUAGAUAAGAAUUACACUAAAUUAGGACUGGCUGUGAGUAAAUGUCAACUUAUGUGUUUUGGUUUUUUUUUUUUUUUUUCCCUUCAGUGCUGAUUUUAAUUUAGCCUAAAUAGUUAAUACAUAUUGCUCUGAAAUACAAAGUGAAAUACCUUUAAUUAUAAGAAUUUACCAAUCAUAAAUGAACCACUUUAAAACAAAGAAUCUUAAUUUUUUUCUCUUUAAGUUAAAUUCUAUAAGCUGAUAUUUCUGACAGUCUUUAGAUCAACACUUGAUCUUUUGGUUUUAGGAAUUUCAAAUAUAUCAUAAGCCCAUAAAAAAGAUUCUUCUAUAAGAGCCCAUGGACUACAAUUCAAGACAACGACCCAUACCUCUUGUUAAGAGGGACUCUAGUAUAAAAACAGGAGUGGAUUAUGUGAGCUAUUAAGACUGCUUUUAUGGGUUACUUUUGUACCCUGUACAGUGAAAUUAGACAUAUUGGAAGACUGCUGUUCCUCACUUUCCAUACUGGUAUAAAACCUCUAAAUUCUCCCAUGUAUUACAGCUCUUGAAAUGCUUGUUUUCCCCAUGUAUUUUUUUUUUUUUUUAGUUUUAUGACAAUGAGGCCUACUGAUAAUUCUUCGAAAAUGCUAGAUUUUGAAUCGUGCCAACACAUUUCCAUAAACAGCUAGAAGUAUUUGAUUGGAGGCUUUAAGUAGAGGUGACAUUUUUAAGGCUUUAUUAAGGGUUUGAGUCAUCUCCUUUAUUGUAAUAAGUAAUCUGAAGAUUAAAAAGAAUCAUCAGAAGAGGCUGGCUGUCAUCAGUGCAUGGUUAAGGCAAAUUUUAUAGCUCAAAGAUGUAUGUUACUAUUACUAUUAUUGGGGAACUUAAAAAAGAGGAAGACAUAUAAAACAAUGUACAAGAAAGUCUAAGAAAAUUAAAAAAAAAAGCAGCAAGAAAAUUUAGGGGAAAAACUUAGAAUAUUACAAGCAUAUGUUGUGCCUGACCCAACUGUACAAGUAAUGUUAUAUGUGAGAUCUUCUCUUUUUUUUUUUUUUUUUUUUUUUUGUCUUUUUAGGGCUGUAUCUAUGGCAUAUGAAAGUUCCCAGGCUAGGGGUCAAAUCAGAGCUGCAGCCUCUGGCCUAUGCCAAGACUAUAGCAACACCGGAUCCAAACCCAAACCGCACCUUCGACCUACACCACAGCUCACAGCAACUCCAAACCCUUAACCCACUGAGAAGGGCCAGGGAUUGAACCCACAUCUUCAUGGAUACUAGUCAGGUUCGUUACCACUGAGCCAUGAUAGGAACUCUGAGAUCAGCUAAUGCACAUUUGUUCCAAGGAGUGCUGACUUGAUAUAUUUGAUUCUACACACCAGAGAAUAACAGAGCCCAAAACUUAUCUAUGAUUUAAACCUUGUUUUGUGUUCUCUGUGAUAUUUUCUGACUUACCUCUUAUCACACCUUGCUUAGUACCUGCAUAAAGUCUCAUUAAGAGAGAGUAAAGAAAUGUAAGUGGCAGUACCAACAUAUGAUAUAUGAAUUCACAAAAUUCCAGAUGCUCUCAAAUGGGAUGGGCAAAUACAAUCAGUGAGAGUUUUCACAGAAUCUCUAGUUGAAUGAUGACCUAGACCUCCCAGGGUAUCUGUUUUACCAUUUAGCCUGUUCCUAGAGUUAGUUGUUUAUUAUGACCUAAUACGGGUAACUUCUCAGGCACAACUUCGUGCCCUGUCAACCAGCUAUACUUGGUAUACUGGGCCAUACCCUUUGUCCUUAAUGUUUACCUCACGUACCCCUUCUCCAGUGUGCCAUUUUCUCUUACUUCUGCUCCAGCGUAUGUGAUUACUCUUCUAUAUUUUGCAAAGUUUACUCUUUCUCUUUUUCACUGAUUCUCUCAAUGCCUCAAUCCCUGGUCCUCUUGUACAGGGCUAUCUUAUCCACAGUCUUGAUGUCAACAACUGACACUGUAGAAGAUACCAAUUUGCAUUUCCAGCUUUAGCAUUUGCUUAUUUUUUAGCCCUUACUGUCAUCUGACUGCAAAUUGCAAGAGUUCCUGAUUGUCAAAAAAUUAUCCCAGUCCCCAAAGACACAUGACAAUGUAGAAAAGCAAAAACUGUCACUACAGAAAAUUGUCACUGAUGAACUACCCACUUUUAAAAUUAGCCCUUCCUAAAAUCCUUUCCAAUUAGUAUUAGCAUUGAUUUAUAUGCAUUAUUAUAAAAACGUUUGGUCUCUUGCUGAUUGUGGAAGAAGUAUAACACCAUACAAACUUAAUGAAAAUGGAUUAUAAAGUAAAAUUUUCAAGAGAUUCAGAAUUUAAUGAUGCAAGUGAUAGAGAUGAACAGCUGAAUCACAAAAUCAUGGGCAAUGAGAAUAUGUCAGAAUCAGAACCAUUAAAAAGAUAAAGUAGAGGAAACUAGACAUGAUACUUCAAAAUCAAAUGAUGUGAAUAUCAGGGAUUAAAAGUAAAUUAUGAAUACUUUAGAAAUGUGGAAAUUAUCAUUUUAAUGUUCAUGCUAAAAACUUAAAUAUGAAAAAGAUUCUGAUUUGCCAUCAUAACAUUUGUCAAAAUAUGCUCCCAAUCAAUACUUAAUUUAUUAUUUAUUCUUUUAAUAAUUAUAAUUCUAAUCUUCUUUAUCAAACUGUAAAUUAAAUUUUUAUAUAAUUUUAUUUUAUUUAAUUAAUUUAUUUAUUUUGUCUUUUUGCUAUUUCUUGGGCCGCUCCCGCGGCAUAUGGAGAUUCCCAGGCUAGGGGUCUAAUCGGAGCGUAGCCACCAGCCUACACCAUAGCCACAGCAAUGCGUGAUCCGAGCCGCGUCUGCAACCUGCACCACAGCUCACAGCAACGCCGGAUCGUUAAGCCACUGAGCAAGGGCAGGGACCGAACCCGCAACGUCAUGGUUCCUAGUCGGAUUCGUUAACCACUGCGCCACGACGGGAACUCCUGUUAUAUAAUUUUAAACUUUGUUUUUUGAAAGCAUCUCAAUCAAAUCUUUGAUUUUUUUUUUCCCCUCCAUUAUUUACUAGAAAAGGAGGACUGGCUUAAAUUAGAUUUAUUUAUUUAUUUAUUUAUUUAGCUAUACUCAUGGCAUGCAGAAGUUCUGUGGGUCAGGCACUGAACCCAUGCCACAGCUGUGACCUGAGUCACAACAGAGAUCAGGCUGGAUCCUUAACCCACUGAGCCACCAGGGAGCUCCAAAAAUAGUUUUGUUUUGUUUUUUAUCUUUUUAUGGCCACACCUGCAGCAUAUGGAAGUUCCAAGGCUAGGAGUCAAACAGGAGCUACAGCUGCCGCUGGGCUACCCCACAACCACGGAAAUGAGGGAUCUGAGCCACGUCGGCGACCUACACCACAGCUCACAGUAAUGGUGGAUCCUUAACCCACUGAGCAAGGCCAGGAAUCAAACCCACAUCCUCAUGGAUAUUAGACGGGCUCAUUACUACUGAGCCACGAUGGGAACUCCCUAAAAUAGAUUUAUUUUAAAUGGCCUUUCCCAAUAUUAUAUUUGUAAUCAAAUAAUGAGGAUGUCCAAUAUAUCCAUACAUCUUUUUAAUCUUAAGAAUUAAACAUGGUGAAGCUUCCAUUUUUUUCCUAUUCCACCACAAGUAUCCUUUCUAAGAGCCUCAUUGCUUUAUCAAGUAAAGAAACUAAUCCUGAAUCAAUUGAGGAGCAAUAAGGAAAUAUAACCAACCUAUAUUUUGUACAAGAAACUUACACAAAAAUAGAGGAUAUUGCCUUUAAUUUUUAAAUUGUACAAAUUUAUCUGUUUGAGAGAUACCAUUUCAAUAGCUGAAUGAACAAUUUAAAUGAUGAGUAAGAUAGGUCAGACUAUGUGUCACAAGGCAACAUCUUAAUAAUUGCUCAGUGAAUUGUCAGACAUCACCAUAGAAGCAGUGGAGGGAUAGAUGACUUUAACUCAGAGCCACUUUGGAAAAGCUUCAACAAGUUGGUGGGGAAACUUAGAGAUAGAAUUCCUCUGCAAAUGGAAUGCUAUGUUAACUAAGUGAGUAAAUUUACUCCGUUACUUUGAAAGAUGAAAUUGUGCCUAUGAGAGAGAUUUCAUGGGUUAAUUUUAUACAUUUAAGGAAGUAUAAAGAGGAAGGAAGGAUUACUUAAAUGACAUUUCUUUAAGAGAUAUGUCAAGUGAUCUUUUUCUCUUUUAUACACUUUACUAGAAUUUUUAUGGAAUAUGAGUUAUUGACUUAACAUUUAAAGCCUGCUUAUUAUCAUAAAAUUGCUCUUUAUUCCUAUUAUACAAUAUUUUAGAAAUUAUAAACAGUGGUAAAAUCAAGUGUGCUUCAUACUCUUACUUAGCCCCAGAGCCAUGCCUACAUGGGUUAUACCUAUUAUAAAUCCUAGUCCUCAAAUCCUCAUGGUAAGGUAUCCAAAAGAACAUAAUUUGAUUGAAGAAAACUCACCCAUGGACUCAUGACAUAUAAUCUACACCUAUCUUCAUUCAGAAACUAUUUCAGAUCAAUAACUCUAAGAAGAUCCCUUGUCUUCUUGGCUUGGCAUUUUUUGCUAUGUAAAAUCAUCUAGAUAAUUUUCACAUGUUAUGAGUUUGAGCUGUGAUCAUAAAAAUAACAUUUAUAUACUGAGGCAUAAUUAUAGUUAAAAGGAAGUGCAAUAAAUAAUCUGAUUUUUCUCAACUCAAGAGAUAAAGUAAUCCUGGCUCUUAAAAGAAAACUGAAAUAAUAAUUAUCAGUAUAGAAAGAUACAUUAAAGUCAUUGUUGCUUGCAAAUCACUACUUUCAGAUAAUGAUGACAUAAUCAUUAACUUGAGAAAAUUGAAGUCCUUUGAAACAUCAAAAUUUAUUUUCUCUUUGAAAAUUGCAGUCUAGUGUCUCUGAAGAUAUAUGAGGUCAGUGAACCUUUUAGACACAAAAAGUAAAACUUGUCAAAGAGCUUCAGCUCUUGUUUUAAUUACUUCAAGUUUUGUCCCUAAAGUGACCUUUGGAAUCUGUAAGGGUUUUAACUAUAAACUGUGAAAAGCUAUUGCUAAACUUUUAUUUGUUCUUGUUGAGAAAACACGUGUACCCAUCUGAUCCUGCAAAACUGUGGUGCAAUGAUAUAUGCUGUGUAGGGCAGAGUGGGAAACUGCUCAUCACAUACAGACCCAGCAGGUCCUGGUGCUUCCAAGGCUGGUUGGGGUAACUUCACAGGCCACAAGAAUAUGUGUAAUGCACUACUCAGAACAAAGGUCUGAAUUCCUGUGAUCCACUGCCUCUUUGGUCACUUGUUUGUAGUUCCAUUCCAAAGGACAGGAUUUGAUUGAAUGGGAAUCACCUAGUUUUCUCUAGAAUUGAGGUCUGCCUCCAUCAUGAGAAGGUCCAUGUAGAUUUAGUCUGCCUUUUUUCUCUUAUAAAUAUCUGCUCUAAUCAGAUUUUUCAGUCUCAGAAGAUUUGGCACAGGCAUGGAAAGCCAGGCAAAAACUGGCCAUUUGACCAACCCCCUUUUUCUAAGGGAGCUGUGAUUGUGAGAAUUCAUCUUAGUAUGUCUGAUGUGAUUAUUUUAACUGACUAUAAAUUAACUCUACAUGUUAAAGUACAAGGACACUGUCCUUUUGAUCUUCCUUUACUUUCAGAAUCCACAAUGCCCAAGAAAACAUUUUUUAAUUUUGUUGUUGAAUCUACAACUCUUUCUUUACUUUCAGUAUAAUAGACAAACCAUUUUCUGGCAUAUGGAAGCAUUUCUACUUUGCAAGUUAUUCUGAAGUGGGUAUGAUUUGCAAAAUACUGUCAAAUUAAAUAUGCAUUUCCAUAUGCCUCUACAAAGACCAAAUAUAUCCAUGAAAACCAGCUAUAGACAACUUAAAAAUUUUUCAUGGGUAUUUUAAUCAACACUGCAAACAGUUCUUUCUAAAGUCCUAAAUUCAAAAAUCUUCUUGCUGUUUUUUAUGCUUUUAGCAUCAAUAUUACCUCAGACAAUUAUAAACCAACAUUUCAAAAUAAUAUAUUUCAAGAAAGUAUACGGAAAAAUUUUUUUGUUAAUAAAACUUUCACACCAAAAAUGUACUGACUUAGCUCUUCUAAGGACAACAUACUGUUAUCAAUCUUCAGGAAACAGUUUUCAUUAACCAAAACUUACAUUCUUAUAACUAUGCUUAUCAUACUGUUAGCUCUCUGGACAUAUUUUAACAAGCCUCCUUUUGACUAAGAUUUAAAGAUGUAAUUGAAUAUGCGACAGAACCUAGUGAAGCACUCUAUUUUAACAAUAUUUAAAGAUGAUUGGGAAAAUGAUUGGAGGAAAAGGAAUUGAAUCCCCUGAUACCUCCUAAAACUUCUUUCUAAAACAGCAUUAAAUUAGUUGAUUUGGAACAGAGCAGAGCAAGUGUAUACAUAGAUACAUACAUUUUUAGAAAAUAGGAACUGAUGAAGACCUUCUUCCCUAAUUGAGAGUAAGUUGGUAAUACUUUAUCUGUCUAAUGUCAUGGUCCUGUCAGACCUUAUAAUAGUCAUGCCCAGGGACUAGUUGCUGACAUCAAAGGAUGAAUGAACAAUUCACAGGCUGAAACAAAUUACUUUGUCAAGAUUUUUUUUUUUUUUUAGCACCAAUGAAUCUGCUUCCAUAACUUAGCCAUACAUUUACUUUCCCUUCCAGUGUACUUGGUCACCAACUUCCUGGAUUUAGAUUCUCCUUGCUCCUCUCAUUUUCAGUUGAGCUUUUGUUUUUUGCCUUUUGUUAUAGUUUUGUAUUUUUUUUUUUUUUUUGUCUUUUUAGGGCUGCACCCGCGGCAUAUGGAGGUUCCUAGGCUACUGAUCGAAUUGGAGCUACUCUACAGCCACAGCAAUGCAGGAUCGGAGCUGCAUCUGCGACCUACACCACAGCUCACAGCAACGCCUGAUCCUUAACCCACUGAGUGCGGCCAGGGAUUGAAUCUGCAUCCUCAUGGAUAUAAGUCAGGUUUUUUAACCACUGUGCCACAACGGAAACUCCACCUUUUGCUACAGUUUAAAUCUAUUAUUUUAUCUGAUCCUAUUCCUAUGCAGUAGCUUCACUUUUCAUAUAUGUGCUUGAACUACUGUUAUUUCUGAAUUCCAGCAUCAACUGGAACUGUAGCAAUUGUGUUUCUGUUUCCCAAGCUUUUCUUCUCACUCCUCAUGGUAAUUUAGUACAUCAAUGCCCUGUUGUGAGGGAUGGCCUAAAAACGUGACUGGGAUACGUAAGUACCCAUGGAACUAUGCCCAUAUCCCACUCAACAGGUCUUACUUCCCUGAAGGCAGGGUUUUAUUAUGCUCAAAACCACUUUUUUUUUGCAUUUGGUUAUCCUACUGGACUGCCUGCUUAGAAAAGACUGUCAAUGGAGUCAAUGGAGGUUGGAAGAAACUCUUUGGAUAAUUAUAGAUGAACAAAAACAAAGCUUGGAAUAACCAAAAAGAAGAAGGAAAAAAAAAAGUGUAUAACUGUUCCAGAAGUAAUAUUUUCACAGAACACUGUGGAAGAAUUUUGACUUAUAAUAUUGAAGAAACAGCUGCAUAAUGUCCCUAUACCACAUUUACACUCAUUAAAGGAAUAUUUAUUUGAACAUCUAUUAUAUUUCAGGCACUUAAAAAAAUCUAUUGUUUAUAGAUUAAUAAAGCAAAGAACUCUGCCCAUGUAGAGCUUACAUUCCAUUAAGGAAAGACAGACUAUGCACAUAAUAAAAAGCAAAUUGUAUAACAUGUCUGAAGUUGUUAAGUCCCAUGGGAAAUGAGAAUAGCAGAAAAAGGAAAGAAUACUCUGUGGGGACUUCCUGUUGUGGCUCAGUAAAUUAAGGACACAACUUGUCUCUGUGUGAGGAUAUGGUUCUAUUCCCGACCUGGCUCAGUAGGUUAAGGAUCCAAUGUUGCCAUAAGCUGCAGCAUAUGUUGCAGAUGUAGCUCAGAUCCAGUGCUGCCUGUGGCUCAGAUCUGGUGUGGCUGUGGCGUAGGCCUCAGCUGCAGCUCUGAGUCAACCCUUAGCCUGGGAACUUCCAUAUGCCUCAGGAGCCAUUUAAAAAAAAAAAAAAAAAAAAAAGGGGGAAAAGAAAGCAAUAUAAAGAAUUGGGAUCCAAUGCCCAUGUUGCCAGAAAAUUGACCAUGACAUAGCAACUUUUAAAAUGAUCACUCUGUUGGAAAACCUGCUGGGGAACCAUUACGGGAAACAGACAAGAGGUGACAACAAUUCAAAGCAAGAGAAUAGCAGUGGAGGUGAUGAGAAUUUGAAGGCUUCUAGAUCUAUUAUAAAAGAUAAGUGGCAGUAUUCUAAAGGAAGUCAAGAACUGAGACGUGAAUGUCAGUCAAGAGACAUUUGUAAUCAUACACAAGUUAUUCACUUUAUUAUCUAAAAUGUAGUAAUAGAAAAUGGGAUAAAGAAAGUAGGACAGUGUUAAAAGUUAUUAGGAGGAGUUCCUGUCGUGGCGCAAUGGUUAACGAAUCCGACUAGGAACCAUGAGGUUGUGGGUUCCAUCCCUGGCCUUGCUCAGUGGGCCGAGGAUCCGGCGUUGCCGUGAGCUGUGGUGUAGGUUGCAGACGCGGCUUGGAUCCCGCAUCGCUGUGGCUCUGGCGUAGGCCGGUGGCUACAGCUCUGAUUCGACCCCUAGCCUGGGAACCUCCAUAUGCCGCAGGAGUGGUUCUAGAAAAGGCAAAAAAAGACAAAAAAAAAAAAAUUUAUUAGGAAACCAAAUCAAGAAGACAUAGAAAAAAGUUUGGACAGAAGGAAAAUAAUGAGGGGAGAAUCAAAGAUUAAUUUGAUGCCUAUUCAACCAAUAGUCAAAACCCAAAAGUCAUGCAAUUAUCUUAUUUUUUAAUUUAAAAAAAUUCUUGAGCAUUUACUAGAGGCAAAGCAGUAUGCAAACACUGAGGAUACAGACAUGAGUAAGCUCUAUUUUCCUGAAAUUUAUCAUUCAGUGUGAGAGGGGAAAAAAAUGAGACAGGUUAGAUAAAAACCUUUGCAGAAAAGGUGAUAUUUGAGCUGACUGGAGAAAUCCUCCUAAUUCUUAAUCAGACUGAAGGGGGAAAGGCAGGGGUGGGGUGUUCCAGGCAUAAUCUUUGAGGUCCUUUGUGUUGCAAGCAAGGAGUUCUCAUUUUAUCACAAAGUAUCUCAUUUUAUGGCUAUCAACUACUCACAAGCAACAAGACUGAAAAUUCAAGUCUUAUCACUCCCCUAGUUCUUAUUUUGAUUAUGGGAAAAUAAACAGUUCUGGGGGAUUUCUAAAAUUCCCUUCCAGUUUUUAAACUGAUUUUCAAAUAAUAAACAUGAAGCAUCAGAAUAAAGUAAAUUGCUGGUAGAAAUAACUCAGAAACUAAAACAAUUUGAUGGAAAUCUGUGCAUAAUCGAGUCUAUUAAUGACUUUGAUGACCUUCUUCCACUCCACUUUUUUUUGUAAUAGGUGGUUAAAGCCCAGUAAGUUCAGACAAAUCGGUAAAAAAUUUUACUAUAACUUUCUCUUCUUUUUGCUUUUCUCAAGUAUAAAAGAGUACUAUGUUCUCAUUUCUUAAAGUUCAGUUGCCAAAAAUUUAUUAUGAAAACUAGACUACAUAAAAGCUAUUUGAAUAAAUAAAUUUCUCAUUAUUUCCUGAAACAACUUUUGAGGAACUUUUGAUUCUGUGAAACUCGAUUACUUGUUAAGGAUUUUAAGGAAUAUUCUUUCACUUGAGGUUAGGUUAGACAGGACAUCAGGACAUUAGGAUGUGAGAUGGUGGACAUUCAAACUUAUUUGCAAUUGCUAUUACAUAUUUUGUUUAAGAAUAAACAAUUACAGUGUAUCCCAAAUUUUGCACUUUUUAUAAUGCUGUAGCAGUUUUCUUCUUCUCCUUUUUUUUGGGGGGGGGCUGCACCCGUGGCACAUGGAGAUCCCAGGAUAGGGGUCGAAUCUGAGCUGCAGCUGCCAGCCUACUCCAUGGCCACAGCAAUGCCAGAGAGCCACGUCGGCGACCUACACCAGAGCUUGUGGCAACGCUGGAUCCUUAACCCACUGAGUGAGGCCACGGAUCAAACCUUCAUCAUCAUGGAUGCUAGUCAGAUUCAUUUCCACUGAGCCACAACAUGAACUCCCACUUUUUUUUUUUUUUGAUUCAGCACAUUUUUGAUGCCGUGAUGCAGUAAGACAACUGUAUUUAACUCUAGACCUUAAGAGAGAGAUAAAGAGAAGAGGAGAGGAAGAAAGGAGGGAAAGAGGAAGGGAAGAGGAAGAGGGGGGAAAAGAGGAAAAGGGACAAAAAAGAAGCUUACUCCCAAUUAUAAUUAUAUUCCCAAGCACAGACUUAACUUAUUAAAUGUGUGGUGAUAAACUGCCAAAUUAAAGGACAUCACGAAAGCAGUCCUUAAUGCAAAUGCACUUUCCUGGAAAAGAUUGUGAUCUAAUUUCUUUAUGUUAGAUUUUGCUCCAAUGAUUAACUGCAUUUUUAACGUGAGCUAAGAAAACCGGGAUAAGUUGUUUAGUUUUGGUGAGGUAUGAGGUGAAGAGAGGUAAGGGAUUUGCAGAAUAAGUUAAAUUAAUUCAGUGCAUGAAAUAUUUAAGGAUUCAUACUGGAAAUUCUGCUAUUACAGGCUUGCUAAGGAGAUCAAGGAGCGUUUGGAUAUUUCAUUUCAUAACUCUUAGCAUCCAAAAUCAUAUUCAGUGGAUCCCUGGUGGCUUCUUCUUACUGAAUCUAAAUAUUACGCCUCAAAGAUGCCUUUAUAAUAAGUGAUGGUUUCCAUUUGAUAAUACUUAUUUGAAACUCCUUUUAGGAAAUUUAUCAUGUUCAAAGAACAAAAAGCAUAUUAAAAUCUUUACUUUUCAUUAUUUAUUGGAUCUCUUCCAACACCUUCUCUCAAAAUUGUUAAUAGCUUUAUUUUAAGUCAAUUAACUCCCUGCUUGAUUUUUAAUUUUUGAUGGCAAAAGUUUCAAAUUUCUAGUCCAAGUAUGAUGAAAUUUUAUCUUAAUUGUUAUUGUUCAUAUUCAGUCCACAGAAAUGAUAUAUAAGCUUUUUGUGAUAAUAUCUACUUAUAAACUAACUUAAUGUUUUUUAAUUUUACUUCAUUAGCUUUAGAAUAUCUGUUUAUUGGAUUUCAUGCUAAGAUUUCAUUUAUAUUAUGUUUCUUUUUUUAAUUUUGAUUUUAUUUUUCUUGCAUUCCAAGUGGUGAGAUCUUAAAAGGAAUCUAACUUUCCCCUAGGUUCUUUGAAAUGUAUUUUGAGUUUGAAUAAAUAUUUUUUGAAAUAAUCAAUUAUUUAUUUGACAUUAACCAGUUCCCAUUCCACUUAUCAAAGCUUCAAGGUAUAAUAUACCAAUGAUAUGCUUACUUAGAUUCACUAGAUGCUUAGGUCUAUGCAUUCUAAAGAAGGGAAACUGGCUACAGAGAUUACAAAAGAAGAGAAAGUCAAAAGAACAGUUUUUAUUAGAAGGAGGAAAAAAAAAGCAUUGUAUAUAAAAAGAAUGUGGCUGUCAUUUAGCCUGGUGUUUUGCUAGGUCAGAACCCUAAGUGUAGUAUUAAAGAAAUCUAGGGAAUGUUACUUUUUUUAGAAUUUCUGAUGCAUUAAAAAAAAAAAAAAAUCCACUCCAGGUGAUUUUGCAUAUGUUUGUGAAUAUAUGUGGUCAUGAUGGUGUGUAUCUACAUUUGAGAUACAAGGACUAAUAAUUGUAUUAUCUUCUGCUAUUUAUCCAGUGUCUUGGAACCUCAAUUUUCUCAUGUGUAUAAUGAAGAUGAUAAUAGUAUCUAUAUCGCAGAAUUCUUUUGAUGACUAUGUAAUUGUUUAGAACAAUUUCUGACUCAUAAAGAUAUCUCAAAUAACUUUUGUUUCAUUGCUCUCAAAAUUAAUAAGACAACUAUAAGAACCUAAAUAAGGAAGAACCCACACAUCCUAAGUCAAGCAUUUUUUGACAUUUUUUACAAUACCUCUGCUAAAUGUUUGAGGAGUUAAUCAUCUGAUUUCACAUUGUUCAGUUCCCAUUAAUUGAAAGAUAACACACAGAUCACACUUUAUCUCUUGAACAUGUUAUUUUAGUAAACAGAAUUCUUUUUCUUUUUCUUAGUUAAAUUAACAAUGAUUUCCAAGAUUUUAAUCCAGUUAUGGUGAAAGUUAUAUUAGUAUGGGUUCUUAUAUUUAAAAUAUAUCAUUUAUGCUGUUUUUCAUGAAAAUAUCCAAAAUAACCUGAAAACUGUGAGAAAUUAAGAGAUUUGAAGACUUUUUUCCUUCACAAGAAAUUGUGGGUAAAAAUCUUUAAUGAGAUUGAAAAUGUCUGGAGUUCCCAUCAUGGCUCAGCAGUUAACAAACCUGACUAGGAUCCAUGAGGACACGGGUUCUUUCCCUGGCUGCACUCAGUAGGUUAAGGAUUGGGUGCUGCCAUGAGCUGUGGUGUAGGUCACAGACACGUGGCUCCGAUCCUGCAUUGCUGGGCUGUGGUGUAGGCCGGCAGCUACAGCUCCAAUUAAAGACCUAGCCUCAGAACCUCCAUAUGCCUUGGGUAUGGCCCUAAAGGGACAAAAAAAAAAAAAAAAAAAAAAAAGUAGGAUAACAAUGUCAUUCUCUUGUUGUAAUAUCCCAUUUAAACAAUUAUUUUUUAUCAAAUUAAAGUAUAGAGCAAUUAAUUUUAUAAAGUUGCGAUUAUUUCCAGAAGGAAUAACAUUUAGAAUUUCAUUAAGAUUGGAGAUAGAUACCACAAAUGAUUAAAAGAAUAUGGAAAUUAUUAAUACUUUAUGUCAGAUUAAAGACACAAAGGAAGAAAAACAUUGUAUGAAAAUUCAGUAACAGUUUGAAACAAUCACCACUGGCCUCAGGAUUUUGAAGCACGUACAACAUGGAAUAUCUCCUCCAUCCGCUCUUUUAAAAACUGUAAAGAGUGUUUUGUUGAGCUGUUUUAAUGAAUAUUUUCUUCAUGUAACUGCUUUGAUAACAGAAUUCAAUGAUGUCACUUUCAUAUGUACAUGUUAGACUUUAGUGCCAUAUAUGCUAUCCUCUUGCUCUGGAAUACUCUGACCCAAUUUAUUACAACUCUUAGGGAAUAAAUAGUCACUCUAAAGAAUGGUUUCCUUUGCUCUGUUUCUCUUCCUUCUUUUAAUAAGUUCAAUAUCCAUGUUGACAAAACUGAAACUUCUUACUUUUCCGAGUCUCUAAUUUCAUUUCAUUCAGGGUUUCAAUCCACUUAAUGUCUCAUUCCUAACAGAAUCUGUCAGCAAAUCUGUCUUUCUUAGCUCCUGUUUAAUAUCAAACAUCCAGGUUGGAGUCCUUUUUCCCUCAAUUCUUUCCACUUUGCUAUGUCCCCUGAUUCCACUCUUCUUGAUGAAGUGUCAUAAGUCCCACCCAUAGUUAAGAGGGAAGGGGUUGCACAAACACAUGAAUACCAGGAGGCAGAGACAGGGUGUCACCCAUCCACUCUGUUAAAUUAACAUUUGUUUAACUACUUUCUAACCCCUAGUCACACUCAAUAAACACUUUGCAGGCAGGAAACAUUUCUGUUUUAGCUUACUGUACUUGCUUCUAGCAGUGUCUCAACCUCUUUUGAAGAAUUAAUGAUUGAAAUAUAGAAAAACUCUAAAAUCCUGACCAAAGAAAGAUAAUUAGUAACACACAGGGUAGAAAUAAAGUCAGCUGUAACAAGCAUCAACUCUAACUUCCAUUAAACUAUUUUCCUUUACAUGAAUCCACUUUUAGUUUCUGUUUUUUUCACUUAGUUUCAAGGAACUAUCUCAGCUUCUACUUGCUUACUGGUUUUGUGAACUGAAGUUUGGCACUUGUCAUCAGCUUCUACAUAGAGUAAAACAUAAGCUACUGCAGCUGCUGACCCACAGCACCCCCUGAGCAAAACAUAGGGUGGAGACCAGGAGUGAGGCACUCUGUGCUCUGGGAAAACUGGAACAACAGGUGUUGAGAUAGUUAGAUAUUUUUAGAAGAUUUUAUGAGCCCAGUUCUUAUGUCUUCUCUUAUCAGAAAAACACUAAAAUCCCUCAAUGAUGACUUAUGUCUCUGAGUACUAGUAACCUUCAAGGGACCAGCAGCAAACUUCUGUAAAAUGGGCACAUGGCUGCAUGCACCUCCCCCUUCACUUUUAUGACUUAUAUCUUGAUAUUCCCCCUUUCAGAUAGCUCUGAAAUACUGUCUCCUGGGCUGUAGUUAGUGGACAAAACAGGGGAUGUCAUGGCCAACUUUCACAACAGCCACUCUCACGGGUGGGCCAGUGAACCCUGAGGGAAAUCAGGAAAGAAGCAUAAAAGACUGGUUCACAGCUGAGGUACAUAUCAAAGGAGUGAUUCCUAUAGGCCCAGACCUUUACAUCUUCUUCUACAAAUCUGAUUAUCUAUAUAUCUUUUGUUCCUACCACCUUCCCUUUGUUCCAAAACUCAUAUAUCCUGGCUCCCCACCUCACCUCCUUGGAGCAGUUUUUCAGGGCUACCUGAGAUGCUGCCUUCCGGACUUAAGUCCUAAUUUCACCCCAAAUAAAACUUAACUUUCAACUUUCAGGUUGUGUAUUAUUUUAGUGAACAGUUUGUUAAAGAUACUUGAUUUGAACACCCUCUUUCAACUUCCUCCUGAUAAUGCCACAGCUUCUUGCUUUGGGUCAGUGUUCCUAUUUACUUAUUGAGCAGGAUAUGGGCCUAACUAGCUUUGUUCCUUUAGAUGAUCAAACUCUAAGCUUUUCUUUUCUCAAAUAUGAAAUGAUAGAAAUAAUACCCACCUCAGAGUGUUGCUGCAAAGAUUAAGAUGACAUGAAACUAUCUUGCCCAUUUUCCAGCAAACAUGUCUGUUUCUGCCCCUUUCUUCUUAGCAGUUCACUAUACAAAAGCUUUGCUCGACCAUGCCUUUUGAAUAGGAUUUCCUGUUGGCAUAAGAACAAUUAAUUUUGUUAGAUGGACCACUCUUGAAUGUUCUAUUGGAUUAUGUAAUUUUCCUCCAAGGGUGACAUGGAUGUAAUGGCUGAGGGUUAUGGAUGGCAAACAAUUAAAAUCUCCAGUGGGGCUGUUUCUGGGCUAGUCUCCCAGUAUCAUUUGUAGUAACCCAGUGGAUAGCCAAAUAUUUCCUUGAUGAAUAAAUUCAAAAAGAGGCAUAUCAUCAUUCAAUAAUAAGGCAAUCUUAGAAACAAUUACAAUACCGUAUUUGUACUUUUCCAGAUAAAAUGUUAUAGUACUUUUAUGGAUUCAUUAAGUAAAGCAUGAAAAUAAUGCUGUGACCUCAGUUGUGGAAUCAAGUUCAAGUUUUUUUCUUUCUCUCCUCAGCAAAAGAACAUAUUUUCCCUUUGCGUAGUCACUUGUUUCUUUCCUAUUUGGGUGAUGAACAUGCCAUUAGUACUUUUAAGCAUAAGCUAUAUUUCCUCCUGAUACCAUGCUCACACACCAGGUCUUCGAUGUUUCUGUCAGAUACAUCCAGCAACCAUCAUAACUCAUACUCUAGAUGUUUUUAAUAUCACUCCAUAAACAGAAAUGACAAAUUCCUAGUCUUUUAACAAAUAUGCAAAAACAAAAGUUUCUAAAUAAGAAAAAA